AAAAAAACAAUUAAGAACCGCUAUGCGAAAUGAGGUGUUUAGGUGGGGAAAAUAAAAAAAGGAAAAAAGGAAAAAAAAAAAGGAAAAAAGAGGAGAGAAAGGAUAAAGUGAACAAGUAAUAGUAUGGGAGGAACAGUGACAGCAGCGCCAUGGAAGCAGCUUCUUGUGGAUGCCUUGGAAUCCAAUGCCCACUUCAAGCACUCUUCCUUCUUUCAGCUUGCAACUGUAGGUUAUAACGGGAGACCUUCGAACCGCACCGUUGUUUUCAGGGGAUUUGAAGAGGAUUGCGAUAAGAUACAAAUCAACACCGAUUGUAGAAGUCGCAAGAUUGAGGAGCUUAAGCAUUGUCCGUUUGCUGAGAUAUGCUGGUAUUUCACUGACUCUUGGGAGCAAUUUCGAAUUAAUGGAACAAUUGAGACCAUUGAUGGAUCCAAUCCUGAUCCUAGAAAACUUCAGCAAAGAGAGAAAUGUUGGUUCGCCAGUUCUCUGAAUUCGAGACUCCAGUAUUUGGGACCUAAUCCUGGACUUCCAAGACUAAAUGAAGAACCACCCAAAGAAGUCAUUCUAGACCGCAGUAUAGGCCCAGUUGGUGCAUUUUGUGUGUUGGUUCUUGAUCCAGAGCAGGUUGAUUACUUGAAUCUGAAGAGUAACCAGAGGCUAGUCUUUACAUCCACACACGUUAAUGGAGUCAAGUGCUGGACUUCAGAGGAAAUCAACCCAUGAAGUCUGCUGUGUAACUAGCUUAUGGACAGGUUGGGAUGAGAGACAAAAUGUUUAUGAGAUAAUAAUGGAAAUAAAUGAUGUUUGGUUUUUAA
Messenger RNA from Ziziphus jujuba (common jujube), 815 nucleotides. Its product is annotated as pyridoxine/pyridoxamine 5'-phosphate oxidase 2-like. Gene Ontology annotation, biological process: pyridoxine biosynthetic process. Lineage: Eukaryota; Viridiplantae; Streptophyta; Magnoliopsida; Rosales; Rhamnaceae. The record is from RefSeq and is a predicted model, not a curated record. The transcript is spliced from 7 exons. Bases 124 to 723 code for a protein of 199 amino acids. Gene Ontology annotation, molecular function: pyridoxamine phosphate oxidase activity; FMN binding.